This is a messenger RNA of Acanthosepion pharaonis, 735 nucleotides long. NCBI's taxonomy places the organism in Eukaryota, Metazoa, Mollusca, Cephalopoda, Sepiida, Sepiidae. The record is from the annotation of a GenBank genome assembly.
AUGUUCAUUCUUUUUUUCUUUUUUUUUUUUUUUACCUUUCUUGUUCUUUUUGGUCUUUUCAACUUCUCUCCUGUUUUCUUUCUUUUGUUGUUAUUUUUGUUGUCUGGUGUCUUCUUUCAAUUCUUUCUCCAUAUUCAUUUUCCUAUUUUUUUUUUCCUUUUUUGUCUGUCUGUCUGUCUGCUUCUCUCUCUCUCUCUCUCUCUCUCUCUCUCUCUCUCUCUCUCUCUCUUUCACACACAUAUUUUGCUUUAUUUAAAAAUUAGUGUCGUUUCUUUUUUCAUUCAUAUUUUUUUUUUAAUUUUAUUUUUCUAUUCUCUCUUUUUCUUUUUCACUUUAGUCACUUUAUUCCUCUCUCUAUUAUUUCUUUCUUGUUCUUUCUUUCCAUUUUAUCCCCCUUUCAUUUCUUUCUUUCUUAAUUAUUUUUUCACUUUUGCUUCUUCCUUCUAUUCCAUUUUUCCGUUUUCUUUCCUUCUUUCAAUUCUUUUUUUUAUCCUUAAUUUUUCUUCUUUUUUUUUUCAUUCUUCUCUUCUUUCUUUUUUCUUUCCUCAUUGCCUUUUUCUUCUUCUCUUUCCUUCUCUCUUUCAUCUUUUCUUUUUUCAUCCAUUCUAUUUCUUUCCUUCAUCUUUGUUCUUUUCUUUAUUUCUCCACACUUCUUUCCUUCUUCUUCAUUUCUUUCAUUACUUUUCCUUCUUUCUUUCUAUCCUCUUUGCCUUUUUCUUUCACCUUCUUUUUUAA